Pleuronectes platessa (European plaice) is the source of this 307-nucleotide messenger RNA. Its product is annotated as target of rapamycin complex 2 subunit MAPKAP1-like. Gene Ontology annotation, cellular component: plasma membrane; TORC2 complex; cytoplasm. The transcript has 2 exons. Gene Ontology annotation, molecular function: phosphatidylinositol-4,5-bisphosphate binding. The coding region runs from base 3 to 302 and encodes 99 amino acids. The record is from RefSeq and is a predicted model, not a curated record. Gene Ontology annotation, biological process: TORC2 signaling. Lineage: Eukaryota; Metazoa; Chordata; Actinopteri; Pleuronectiformes; Pleuronectidae.
AGAUGGCUCAAGAGAAAGUACAUCCAAUGACAGUGGUGACUAUCGCAAAUGCCCGUGUCCAUGACCGCAUCGGGCUCAUCUGUUGGCAGUACACAAGCGAGGGACGAGAACCCAAACUCAAUGAGAAUGUGAACGCCUACUGUCUCCAUAUUGCAGAGGAUGAUGGUGAGGUGGACACUGACUUCCCUCCACUUGACUCCAAUGAGCCAAUCCACAAGUUUGGUUUCAGCACGUUGGCCUUGGUGGAAAAAUACUCCUCUCCUGGUCUCAUAUCUCGACAGUCGCUGUUUGUCAGAAUGUAAGGAGU